CCGCGUCCAUACCUCUCGGAUCGAGCUGCCCUCAACAUCCCGCCGCCCUCGAGCGUCCUUGUUACGUGCUGCGACCCGCGCGUCCACCCCGAGGAGUUCUUCGGCCUCAAGCCCGGCGACGCCGCCGUCCUCCGCAACGCCGGCGGACGUGUGAGGCUCUCGCUGAUCGACAUCAUCACGCUCGACGCCCUCUUGGGCCACGGGACCCUCAAGCAGCUGCUCAUCGUGCACCAUACCGACUGCGGCGCGACACAUUUCAAGGACGAGGACUUGAAGGCCGAUACGAUUGCGCGGCAUCCGGAGAGGAGGGCGGAAAUCGAGGCUUGGCCACCGAUCUCGUUUCACGACAAGACGAUCGCUGAAAGCGUGAAGGAGGAUAUUGAGGCCGCGCAGCAGAGUGAGCUGCUACCCGAGGCUCUGAAGAAGGGGGUGCGGGGAUUCGUGCUCGACAUCAAGACGGGUGUCGUCACUGAGGUUUGA
Dichomitus squalens LYAD-421 SS1 is the source of this 480-nucleotide messenger RNA. Its product is annotated as carbonic anhydrase. Gene Ontology annotation, molecular function: carbonate dehydratase activity; zinc ion binding. The annotation marks the transcript as partial. The record is from RefSeq and is a predicted model, not a curated record. The transcript is spliced from 2 exons. NCBI's taxonomy places the organism in Eukaryota, Fungi, Basidiomycota, Agaricomycetes, Polyporales, Polyporaceae.